Contarinia nasturtii (swede midge) is the source of this 1790-nucleotide messenger RNA. RefSeq lists its product as uncharacterized. The record is from RefSeq and is a predicted model, not a curated record. The coding region runs from base 1 to 1554 and encodes 517 amino acids. Lineage: Eukaryota; Metazoa; Arthropoda; Insecta; Diptera; Cecidomyiidae. The transcript has 3 exons.
AUGCAUUCAUCAAGUUCAUCUGCAAUAGGAAAUUGCUCAUUUAUACCUGGCAUAAAACCAUUAGAAUCUCCUGGCGUAACUCCAAUAAAGCCGUUGCCAUUUUCACCAAGUCAGUUCCUGAACUCGCCAUCAAUUAAUCUAAACUUUGAUAGUAAAAUUCCAGCGAGUACACCAGUUCGCAAAUAUAAUAAUCAAAAGAAUAACGAGGAAGACGUGCUAGUUACACCAAAGCAAACGUUGAGAAAGAUGUCAAAAGAAUUAUUUCCACAUGAAGUUCAAGAAAUUGUCAUCAAAACGGAGAACAUGAAUGAUGAAGAUGCAAAGCCUACAAUGAACACUCCGAAUGCGAAGUCGGUAUUAAAUGGACCACGAACCCCUACACCAUUCAAAAAUGCACUUAAUGAGUAUCGUAAAAUACAUCCGUAUGUUCCAUCAAGCCCAAAUGGUUUGGUAGAAGAUAUAACUGAAAUAAUGAACAAAGAAAGGCAACAAGACUCAACGAUGGACUCUGUUUACGAAACUGACUCUAGUGUAGUAGUGCAGCCUGUGCAUAUGGAAGAUGAACCAAUAGCUAGCAUGUCAAACCCAAAACGUCUCACUUAUGAUGAAACAGAUUCAAGUCAGCAACAAAAGAAAGCUAAGAAAUCACUGGAGUCCACAUGGAAUACAACAACUACCGAUGAAUCAGAAGACUUUCCAUUUGUCGAGACUCCGAGUAAAGCACUGAACUCGAACUCGGGUGUAGCAUUUUCACCGCCCAGCAUUGUUAAGGAUACAUUGGGUGAUUCAGGCAUGCUUCUUGAUACGGAUAUGACGAUAACGAAUAAUAGCCCGAAUGCAUCACCAUCUCAGGUACAUAAUACAAUAAAAAGAAACGAAAAUAAGAUUAUGAUGCAUCAAAAUAAUGGUAAUAUGCAACACCAACAACGACAACAGUCAAAUCAACAUUAUCAUCAGAAUGACCUCAGUUUACAAAAACAAGAAAACAGAUGCACUCAACUUAAGCCAAUACAUAAUUUUAAUUCGAUCUCACAACUCAAUUCCGUUCAGAGUAGUUUAAUUAGUUCAGAGAAAGUAUAUAAUCGCAAAAUCCAAAGAUCACUAUCCACUAUCACUUUACCAACAGAUGAAAAUGGUGCUAAAGUCAAUCAACCAUUAUUACAGUUUAAUCCAUAUGCUGAUGAAAAUGAUGGCAGCAACCGAUUUCAGUUAUCGAAAAGUAUCAAUAAUAGAAUUAACAACAAUUCAUUUGUAAAUGACCCAACAACACUAAUGAACAACAAAUUGAAUAGAGCGCGAUUAUUUGGGAAUGAUCGAACAAACUUGAUGUCUAUUGAUCGGCUCUCAUUUUCUCAUCGGCCUCAAAAUGUUAUCAGUUUAGGUAAAGAGAAUUUUCAUACAUUCAAUAUCAGCAACAAUAUGAUUUUGAAAAACUCGAAUGAUAUGAGCUCAGGGACUCAGGAAUAUUCUAAAAAUUUACAUUUAAAUCAAGAAAACCCUGUUAUGUUCCGAAAUUAUGAUCUCAAUGAUGAGUAUUGGUUGAACUUUGAGUGAACAAUGAAAAAAUUUAGGGUUGAUCUUCAUUUGAAAUUCCGUCGAAGCGAUAGAAAUUAAAGACCAAUUACAACAUUAUUACAAACCGAUGUAGGUGAAAAUUGCUACUUUUGGUUCAUAGAAUCAAUCCCUAUUUAUUUAUAUUUAUUUAUUUAUUACAUUCUUUUUCUUUUAAUAUUGAUAUCAGCACCAACAUCAAGAAAUAGUCUAAUUAAAUAACGAAAGAAAUAAACCAA